Messenger RNA from Guillardia theta CCMP2712, 2457 nucleotides. RefSeq lists its product as hypothetical. Bases 1 to 2457 code for a protein of 818 amino acids. Gene Ontology annotation, molecular function: transmembrane-ephrin receptor activity. Gene Ontology annotation, biological process: axon guidance. Lineage: Eukaryota; Cryptophyceae; Pyrenomonadales; Geminigeraceae. The record is from RefSeq and is a predicted model, not a curated record. The transcript has 6 exons. Gene Ontology annotation, cellular component: neuron projection.
AUGGAGACGAGAUCAAGAAAAAGGGUUGACACUCCUGAACAUGGUAGGACGGUUUUGCACAACUCUUCUGAUGUUUUGGGAACGAAGCAUACGGACCAGGAUCUGAAUGGCAUCAAUACCAUUGGUGAAAACAAUGAUGUCAGUGUGCAAAAUUUUGACAGCAGUGUUCCCACCGGUGCUACCCGCGUUGUCGCUAUCAAGGCGACUCCCGUCUUGGACCCUUUCCUGGACGCCCUGAAGCUGACCCCUACCGGUCAGUCUUACCUUGGCAAGCUCAAGGACAUCCUGAACUGCAACAAGUUCAAGGCUGCCAAUGUCGACAAGAUGGUGGCCGAGAUCUAUGCCGACUUCCCUGGAACCGACAUCGAGGUCUUCUGCAAGCCUGGGAUGCCCAAGGUCAGCUUCCUUGAGGCUAAGAAGGAGGAGCAGACUCUGGUCACCCGUCAAAGAUGGGUGCAGAUAUUUGCGGCCUGGUGUGAAAAGCCUGAUGGUGAGAGGCUGAUGGUGAAGAGGCUGAUGGUGAAGAGGCUGAUGUCUGAUGAUGAAAAGUCUGAUGAUGAAAAGUCUGAUGAUGAAGAGGUGAAAUCCACCAAGAAGCAGUCCAAGGGCAAGAACAGCCAUCUUUCCGAGGAGGAGAUCAAGUUUCGCAAGGAGAAGAAGGCUUUCUUGGAAAGGAACCCAGGAACCCACCGUGUGCAGUUCCCUUUCGACAACCCACUUCAUCCCUCGAGCAAGGAAUUGAGCGUCUUCAGUCACGCUUGCAGGAACAAGGAGAGGAUGUCGAUUGUCAACAAUGCGAUCAUGUACUGUCUUGCGGGCUAUGAGACCUACACAGACCUCUGCCUCCCCUGCAACGCCGGGCAGUACCAAGACACCGAUCUAAAGUGCAAGAGCUGCGACGUCAACGCCCAAUCCUCCGCCCUUAGCAUAGGGGCAUCCAACUGCAAGUGCAACAAGGGAUAUACUGGAGAUGGCCUGUCAUGUAGUGCCUGCGGCUUUGGGACUUACAAGGAUAUCAUUGGAUCCACACAAUGCAUAUCAUGCUCUCAAAACUCCACAACCCUGAUCGAGGCGGCCACUUCCUCGAUUGCAAGUGUAAGCCAGGGUUCUACGGCAAGGAUGGCAACAUAUGCCUCAUAUGCCCCGAGAACCACUACAAGUCCGAGAGAGGAAACCGGCCUUGCACCCCUUGCCCAGCAAACAUGGUACGGCAUGGCCUACAACCCACAGACCAUGGGCUACGACGACUGUGGCUGUCCAAUGGGAUACGAGGGGUUUACAACAUCCGACUGCAACCCUUGCAAGCCGGGUUACUACAAGGACUAUGACGGCUUCGGCUCUUGCACCCAAUGUGGCACCGGUCUAUUCACCAACGACUAUGGCUCGAUCAAGUGCAGGUGUGAGGACAAUAAGUUCGAAUUCGAGGGUGUCUGUUACAACCCAUACCCUGAGUUCUUUGACACCUUCCCAAGAGCCUGCGCAGGCAAUUUGGUUCCUUUGCAAGGAUCUACCUUUGGCUGUGUCUGCAUGGCAGGAACCGUCGAUUUCAAUGGAACAUGCUACUGUGUAGCGAACUGGUACAUGGAUCCCAACGGCGAGUGCCAGAUGUGCCCGUCAAACAAGGCUUCACCCGCCAAGUCCACCAGCGUCAACGACUGCUCCUGCCAGCAGUGCGAGGAGGGAGGGCAGUGUGUCCCCUGCGCAUACCCUUGCCCGGCGAACAGCCACUUCGACAUCAAGCCCUACAGCAUCGACGACUGUCUUUGCGACAAGGGAUACUACAAGGACGGGCUAGAGUGUAAGGCCUGCGGGAUAAACUCUACAACUUCUUUCGCAGGAGCCACGGACCCGUCCUCUUGCGUCUGCUCCCCGGGCAACUACCGAGACUCCGGGGUCUGCAAGCCAUGCCCUCUCUCCUUCUACAAAUCAUUGGAGGGAGACGGGGCCUGCACCCCUUGUCCCACCAACACCUUCACCUCCGCGGUAGGCCAGGUAGUCUGCCAGUGCUCCGAUCUAAAGGUGGGCCCGGGUGAGAGCUUCAGAGUGGUGGCGCUGCAGGAGCUCAUCAUUGACACUUCCGACUGUUACCUUGUCAUCGACCAGCACGAGCUCAUUCCAGGGGAGUGGAACUCUGGAACCUGUGAGUUUUACAUACAAUCGCUGCUCUCGCUUGACACCAACACUCUGAGAGGAUCCAAUCCCUUUGCCAUCUACUCGGUGGGGCUCGUCAACAUCACGGGUGACAUCAGACAUCUUGCAUCAGCCUCCGAGACCAGGGGAGCGGGCUACUAUGCAGGAUUCUGCUACUACGGGGGGUCGGGAGGUGGCUUCGGAGGGCAAGGGGGCUUUGGCUCGGCUCCUGGCGGCCCUGUGUACGGUGCCAAGGAGCUCUGGCCCUGGUACGCCUUCCAAGCACGGAGACCAACCUUGGGGGACAUGGAGGAGGCGGUGUGCUGA